UGCGGAAAUAAAAUCUUGGAACGGUUACAAAACUAGAUCAUACGAUAUUUUGUUUGUGAAGUGGCGCGUUUUCAUUGAGUCGUGCGGGAGGUGUGGCCAACGGCGUCACGUAGCGCUGUUAGCAAACAUGUUUUGAUAAUCGUAUAAAACUAGUUGUAUGUUUACGUAUUUCUCAGUACUAACUCAAUAUUCAUAGAAGAAGGUACUCAUAGUUUUUAAAGCAACCAUUUAAAAAGACAUUCAUUUUUAGAAGGACUUCCUUUACAAAAAGUGACGUGAUAAAAGAAAGUGAACUGAACGAGAGUGAAGUGAAUGUAAAAAGUUUGUUUUGGUUCGCUCGGCUGCGAUUGGCAGAACUGUUAUCGUCCGAUUUUACGUCAUUCGUAUCUGUCAUUGAUUUAUUUAUAUUUUUCGCCAAGGCUUUACGCAAAUAUUAGAUUUGCUACAGUUGUGAAUCGACACUGCUUCUGUGAUAACGUGAUAAUAUAUCGAAUCGUCGAGAGAGUUCUUUGUAUUGUGACAUUACGAUAAACUAAGUGUGAAGUGACGGUCGCGGGCGUACGUUAUUCGCCUAAGAACUUGCUCAGUAUCUAUACAAUUUAGAUACAAAACUAAGUGAUUAAUAAAAUAGACUGUGUUUUACGUGCCCUGAGAUCUAAUAAAACUUUAAACAUGUCUUCGUUGGGUAGUCAGUGGCGGAUAAUUCGGCACUAUCUGUCGAUAUCCAACCUGAAUUCAGAAGUUGAAAAACUAGUCCAGAGAAUGAAGCCAGCCUCUCCCGAGCAGUGGGACAAUUUAAUUAGAAAAUUCGAAAAAGCAGUCACAGCUAGAUUAUCAACAACAACCAAAGAAAUAGAACCAGCGCUUGACAAAAAAUCCAGUACUAAAGAAUCAUCUACCGCAAGCACGACAGAUGAGAGACCCUUUAAAAUACCCAAUCACGAUGAGAAGUUUCCGCAGGAAGGUCUGUCGGUGGGAUCGGAGGCCAAGGAGAUCACUAUGGAGGGUCUUUGGCAAGGGUUAAAGCUAAAAAAGGAUACUCACUUUGGGAAAAUAUCGGAGAACAGCUGGAAAUCUAAUAAGCCUGUUGUCACAAAGACUUCCAUCCAUUCCCGAACGGCAUACGUCAUAUCGGCGCUUGUGACGGCGGAGACGACAGAAUGCCUGAUGAGGAGGACAGAGCAUUUCAUCGACCAUUUGAAACAAUAUCCCGAGUCUAGGGACUAUGCUAUUAAGGAGGGUGCAGUGCGAGCUCUUUUGAGGGUACAGCGAAGACUGAAUGAUGAUCAACCAAUAACUAAAGAGACUGCUGGCAUUGUUAAAGAGGCCCUAGCCCUGAUGGGUUACACCGGCCCCACAAAAGGCCCCGGCCCCAACAUCCUGUCCAUCGACGGCGGCGGCAUCCGCGGCCUCAUCGCCAUCGAAGUGCUACGGCACCUCGAGAGGCUAACCGGCAGACGGGUGCAGGACAUGUUCGACUAUAUCAUCGGAGUCAGCACUGGGGCCAUCAUAGCUGCUGUCAUUGGCGGAGGAGUGGGCACCCUGGACACUGCUAAUCAAAUGUACAUGACGCUUUCCAAGGAAAUGUUCGGGAACACCUCGCUCAUUGGAGGUACAUCUAGGUUAGUGUGGACUCAUUCCUACUACGACACAGAUGCGUGGGAGGCGUUAUUGAAGAGGAACCUGGGAGAUUGUACUCUUACGGAGUGCAAUAGGAACGAUACGCCUAAAAUGGCGCUAGUGUCGUGCGUAGUGAACGCCGGGUCGAAGCUGUCGCCCUUCCUGUUCCGCUCGUACGAGUGCCCGUUCCGCGUGCGCUCCGUGUUCCCCGGCACGGCGCGCGCGCGCCUGUGGCACGCCGUGCGCGCCUCCGCCGCCGCGCCCACAUACUUCAACGAGUUCCGACUCAACAACCUAUUGCAUCAGGAUGGCGGCAUAAUGGUGAACAACCCAACAGGCGUCGGUCUCCAUGAAGCCAAACUCCUAUUCGGCGCUAAAGCUCUCCAAAACGGAACGGUCAUCUCCGUAGGAACCGGCAAAGCCCUUCACAAACACCUCGACUAUCAGAGCUUAAGCAAUGGUCUGCAGAAGGAGGCGCCUGGGACCAGUUGGAAGGACAAGUUUAACAAGAUUUUGGACUCUGCUACCGAUACCGAAGGUUGGUUUUGCUUUGCACCUUUUUUCUAUCCUUGUAGAACAGUAAUCUCGAUUGGUACUGGCAAAGCUCUUCACAAACACCUCGACUAUCGGAGCUUAAGCAAUGGUCUGCAGAAGGAAGCACCUGGGACCAGUUGGAAGGACAAGUUUAACAAGAUUUUGGACUCUGCUACCGAUACCGAAGGUACCCAUCUAGUGUUGAACGACCUCCUACCCCCGGGCAGCUACUACCGCUUCAACCCUCCCCUGAUGGAGGAAUGCGCCAUGGACGAGAUCAACCCCGACAAACUGAACAGCCUAGUCACCGACACGCAGGCCUACAUCCGCCGGAACCAGCACAAGUUCCAACAGGCCGCCGCCAUGCUGGUACGAAAGCGGACCAUCGCACAGAAGGUAAUGGACUUUGUUGACUACCAGAGCCAGAUAAUGGGCGUCGUGGCAAAGUGACGGUUACGUCAUCAUCAUCAGGUCGCUGAUGAAUGAUGAACGAAUGAGUGAAUGAUAGUCUAGUCCAAUGAGUGGAGAGAAUCUGUUCUGAAAAGUUCUAGAGUCGAAAAAUAUGAUUUUAUGAUUUUUGAUCAUAUGAAAAAUGCUGCUGGUUAAAUGAAAGUUGAUGGAUAAACCACGUGAAGUUAAUGAAUAUACUCUAAUGUGAGGAGGAUUAAAAAUGUAUGAUUUCGUGUGAUUACGAUCAUACAUAGUUUGUUCCGUAAUUUUAUUGUCGGAAGAGGUAUAAAAAUAUAUUUGGUGAAAUUGAAAUACCAAACCAUAUACCAAAUUAAAUUUCUAAUAAAACCCAGUUUUAAUUACGGAAAAUCACAUAUCCGAAUCACACUUGUCCAAUGAGGGUUCCCGCGAUCGAGUUUUCACUAGAUGACAGCAGUGGCGAGAGGUCUAGCUGUCAUAAUCCACCAAUCAUGUUUAACCAUGUUUUUUUUUUGGUGGAUUUUGACAGCAGCUGAGAAAAGACCUCUCGUCACGGUGCUGCCAUCUAGUGAAAAUCUCGAUCGCGGAAACCCUCAUUGGAAACUUACAUAGAGGUACAAUAAUAUAGAGAUGACACGGGGGCGGGGCCAAACGACCGAACGAGAUGCACUUAUGGAAAAUACAGUAGGAGUAGCAGAGAAAGGGGUAUUAUUGCUUGUCCUUGUCACAGUCUCACUUUUUGUUUGUUCCCGACCAAAAAUUUAGUAUGGUUUAUGGUGGGCAACAAAUAACCCGACCGAAUUACGUAGAUUGUUUUUGGUAUGUUGUCAGGAAUGUUAAAACGUGUUUUUAAUAUUGUCGCUUUGCGUAUGUUUUGUCCCUCACGGAGGCACGCGUAUAGCUCAUCUAUGUAAUACUAGGUCUAUGCGGUGCUGCCAUCUAGUGAAAAUAUCGAUCGCGGAAACUCUCAUUGGAAACUUAGGUCAUUCCUAUUUGUCCUAUAGAUUUUACAAUCAUGGUCCUAAGGAACGAGUGGGAAGAAAUUUCCCAAAGCAUUUUGUUCCGAUUAAUGAUCGACAUGGAAUUGAUUUGUUUCUUUAUUGAACAUUGUCUGUAUGCCAAUACGGGUGUAACGGUAAUAAACAUGUACAUAUAUACGUUUUAAUCCUAUUGCAAUGAUAUAAGACGAACAAGUCUAUUAUGCUUUGUUUAGAUGGUGAACUUGGCACUUACAAGUGUAAACAAUUUAUUAUUAGAUGAGUUGGGUGAAGGUACUGGUCACCUUUAUACUUUAAGGACGCUAAAGUCCAUACAAAAUUUAAAGUUAUACAUAGCAAUAGUAUUUAUACAUUUUGGUACCUCGCUUUAUUGUGACGUAGACGUCAACGAUAAUGUUUGAAAGCGACGAAUCUUAUUGUGCCUAUUUUAGUGAUAUAUACGCUUGACUUGACUUGAUACAUUCAUAACUAUAAUGAAAGGUUUACGCACGGCUCCUUAGCUUAUGCCCAGACCGCUUAGCAUGACAUUUCAAGCGCUACUUCAAGUAUGGAGUAUGGAGUCACGCGACAACACCAGCCAUGCUGAGCAGUCAGGACUGUCAGGAGUCGUCAACCAAAACUCACUAUAAACCGUUUUUUAAGAUUACUAUUUUUCUAAUAUGUAAACUACACCACACUAUAAUUCAAUGCACAGUUAGUCAGAUUUAAUUUUGGAGGAAAAAGUUACCCCUACUUUUGAGGUUAUAGAUUUUCUAAUCUGGAAAAAAACGGACUAUCUCUAUUCUUUAUUGUGUAGAAAUUGUGGUUUUAAGGUAUUUGAUGCCUAGUGAAUUUUGGUUGUUAACUGACGAUUGAAAAGGCUGCUGAAGUCUGAAGGAUGUCUCAUGGAAAAGGUUUUGAGAAAUUACUAGGUACGUUUGGGUAGACAACUAUGUUCAUGUCUAACCAACAUUGGAUGAGAAGGUUGUAUAACAUUCAUACUACAAACAUUCGAAUAUAAUUAUAAUAAAUACCUAGGUAUAAGAAAUACCAGUUACACUGAAAAUAUUAUAAUGCUCACUUAACUUUAUAAAAAAAAUAUUAAAAAUAAAUAAAAAAUACAUGUAUCUGUUAAUGUCCACUUCUAAAUAUUUUAGUCGUUAAUUUCAUACAGUGCAAUAAGUCAUUGUUUUUAUAAGAUUUAAUAAAAAUUGUUUGUAGUUUUAGAAGUUACUGCUAAUGUUAUAUUGCAUUUCUAUAAAUAUUGUUAAUUAAUUGUAAGUAGUAAACAAUGUAAUUAUUUAAACAAAAAAUAUAUCACGGACAUUUUGCAAUAAUAGUUCUUAGUUACUUUUUCCGAUAAUUAGUUACAUUUGUUUAUAUAGAAUGAUUCCCUUUUUAAUCAUGUAAUUAUGUAGAUGUAAUAUGUUUUGUAGAUAAAAAUCAUCUAGUCAGUUAGGUACACUACCGUAGUGUAGUUUGUUUUUAUAUAGUAUUUUAGAUACACCUCAGUGUAAAAUUUUAAUUUAUAGCAAUAGAUUUUACAUAUUUGUUAGUUUUCCAAAAUGUGAUAAUGAUAAACAAAUAAAAAUUAAAUCUAA
Cydia fagiglandana is the source of this 5161-nucleotide messenger RNA. Its product is annotated as calcium-independent phospholipase A2-gamma-like. Bases 673 to 2604 code for a protein of 643 amino acids. Gene Ontology annotation, cellular component: membrane. Gene Ontology annotation, biological process: arachidonate metabolic process. Lineage: Eukaryota; Metazoa; Arthropoda; Insecta; Lepidoptera; Tortricidae. The transcript has 11 exons. The record is from RefSeq and is a predicted model, not a curated record.